Talpa occidentalis (Iberian mole) is the source of this 5132-nucleotide messenger RNA. RefSeq names its product SR-related CTD associated factor 8 (gene SCAF8). Lineage: Eukaryota; Metazoa; Chordata; Mammalia; Eulipotyphla; Talpidae. The coding region runs from base 241 to 3975 and encodes 1244 amino acids. The transcript has 21 exons. Gene Ontology annotation, molecular function: RNA binding. Gene Ontology annotation, cellular component: nucleus. The record is from RefSeq and is a predicted model, not a curated record.
CAGACUGCUUUUCCAGCAGCAUGGACACAAGAAGCAUAGUAAGAUGACUAUAAUCCACAUAAGGCAGGCCCUUUGGAAAAUGUUAGGUUUAAAUUGAUGGUGAAAUGAUGUCUUGAUUAUUUGGGCCGUACUUGGGAGGCAGAAAGAAGUUGUCACUGAAAAUAUAUUAGUAAUCUCAAAGAGAACAUCUAGUGAUUGUAUUCCCUGAAUGACUACAAACCACCCAUUUCUAAAGCGAAAAUGACCCAAAUUACUAAGGCAGCCAUCAAAGCUAUUAAGUUCUAUAAACAUGUGGUACAGAGUGUUGAGAAAUUCAUUCAGAAAUGUAAACCAGAAUACAAGGUACCUGGACUUUAUGUUAUUGACUCCAUUGUACGACAAUCUCGACAUCAGUUUGGUCAAGAAAAGGAUGUUUUUGCACCUAGGUUUAGUAAUAACAUCAUUAGCACUUUCCAGAAUUUAUAUCGUUGCCCUGGGGAUGACAAGAGUAAAAUAGUGAGAGUAUUAAACUUAUGGCAAAAGAACAAUGUCUUUAAGAGUGAAAUCAUUCAGCCUCUCUUGGACAUGGCCGCAGGGAUUCCUCCGCCAGUUGUCACUCCUGUUUUGGCCAGUACAACCGCUGCUAUGAGCAACACCCCAGGAACUCCUGUGACACCUGUUACGCCAGCCAAUGUGGUUCAAGGUUUACCCGAUCCGUGGGUAUCACAGAUAACAAAUACAGAUACACUUGCAGCCGUAGCUCAGAUCUUACAAAGUCCACAAGGCCAACAGCUUCAGCAGUUAAUACAAACUCUACAGAUACAACAGCAGAAGCCUCAACCUUCCAUUCUGCAGGCCCUGGAUGCCGGUCUUGUUGUCCAGUUGCAGGCUCUUACGGCACAGCUUACAGCUGCAGCUGCAGCAGCCAACACCCUUAAUCCCUUAGAACAGGGAGUGUCUUUUAACAAGAAGUUGAUGGAUAGAUUUGAUUUUGGGGAAGAUUCUGAGCAUAGUGAAGAACCCAAAAAAGAAAUUCCAACUUCUCAGCUUUCUCAUGUUUCAGAAUCUGUGAACAAUUCCAUUUUUCAUCAGAUAGCAGAACAACUACAGCAGCAAAACCUUGAACAUCUCAGACAGCAGCUUUUGGAACAACAGCAGCCUCAAAAGGCAACCCCUCAAGAUAGUCAAGAAGGGACAUUUGGGUCAGAGCAUUCUGCCUCACCAUCACAAGGGAGCAGUCAACAGCAUUUCCUGGAGCCUGAAGCAAAUAUGGAUGAUUCCAUAGAUAUUCAGCAACAGGAUAUGGAUAUAGAUGAAGGACAAGAUGGAGUGGAAGAGGAGAUCUUUGAACAGGAAGCAAAGAAAGUGGCUGUUCGCUCAAGAUCAAGAACACAUUCACGAUCUCGUUCAAGGUCACCAAGAAAACGAAGGUCUAGGUCACGAUCUGGUUCUCGAAAGCGUAAACACAGAAAGCGAUCACGUUCCCGUUCAAGAGAAAGAAAGAGGAAAUCCUCACGUUCAUACUCAAGUGAAAGGCGUGCCAGAGAAAGGGAGAAAGAACGACAGAAGAAGGGAUUGCCUCCAAUUAGAUCUAAAACAUUAAGUGUAUGUAGUACCACUCUGUGGGUUGGUCAAGUGGACAAGAAGGCAACACAGCAAGAUUUAACCAACCUGUUCGAAGAGUUUGGACAGAUUGAAUCCAUUAACAUGAUUCCUCCCAGGGGCUGUGCUUAUGUCUGUAUGGUUCAUCGACAAGAUGCAUUUCGGGCUCUCCAGAAACUUAGUUCUGGAUCAUAUAAAAUUGGAUCCAAGGUUAUUAAGAUUGCUUGGGCUUUAAACAAAGGUGUGAAAACAGAAUACAAGCAAUUCUGGGAUGUGGAUCUUGGAGUUACAUACAUACCAUGGGAAAAAGUUAAAGUGGAUGACUUGGAAGGCUUUGCAGAAGGAGGCAUGAUAGACCAGGAAACUGUAAAUACUGAGUGGGAAACUGUGAAAAGCUCAGAACCUGUUAAAGAGGCGGUCCAGACAACUCAGAGUCCAACUCCAGUUGAAAAGGAGACAGUGGUCACAACCCAGGCAGAGGUUUUCCCUCCACCUGUUGCUAUGUUACAGAUUCCAGUAGCACCAGCUGUGCCUACAGUUAGUUUAGUUCCACCAGCAUUUCCUGUGUCAAUGCCAGUUCCUCCUCCGGGAUUCAGUCCACUCCCUCCACCUCCUUUUCUACGAGCAAGUUUCAACCCUUCACAACCACCUCCUGGUUUCAUGCCACCUCCAGUUCCACCUCCUGUUGUUCCACCACCUACUAUUCCACCAGUGGUACCAACAUCUUUAGUGCAGCCGCCAUUAUCCAUGACUCCAGAAACUGUGAAAGAUGUUGGAUUUGGUAGCCUUGUUUUACCAGGUGGUUCUGUUCCCAGCAAUCUUGCUACUUCCACUCUGCCAGCUGGAAAUGUUUUUAAUCCUUCAGCUAAAGUAGAGCCUGAAGAAAAAGUACCUCACCUUAUAGAACACCAGAUUUCUUCUGGUGAAAAUGCCAGAUCAGUGAUUCCAAGUGAUAUUUCAAGUAGCCCUGCAAUUUUAGGAGGACAGCUGCCAAAUGUGACCAGCAGUUCUGGAAUUCUGGGAGUCCAAAGACCAAAUGUAUCAAGUAAUUCUGAAAUCCUUGGAGUCCGGCCGCCUAAUGUUUCAAGCAGUUCUGGGAUGAUUGGAGCCCAGCCACCAAAUGUUCUAAAUAACUCUGGAAUUUUGGGGAUACAGCCACCUAACGUGUCGACUAGUUCUGGACUUUUAGGUGUGCUGCCCCCAAAUAUUCAUAAUAAUUCUGGACUAAUAGGAGUACAGCCACCAAAUGUUCCAAAUGCUUCUGGACUUUUGGGAACACAGCCACCAGCUGGACCUCAAAACUUGCCCCCUCUCAAUAUCUCUAGUCAGAGGAUGCCUGCAAUUCCAAUGUUAGAUGUUCGUCCAGGACUUAUACCACAGACACCAGGACCGAGAUUCCCUUUAAUGCAGCCUGGAAUUCCUCCCCAAAGGGGUAUUCCUCCUCCAUCGGUACUUGAUUCAGCUCUUCAUCCACCACCCCGUGGUCCUUUUCCUCCUGGAGAUAUUUUUAGUCAGCCAGAAAGACCUUUUCUAAUUCCAGGAAGACAAAGUAUAGACAAUGUUACUAAUCCAGAAAAACGGAUACCAGUUGGGAACGAAAACAUUCAACAGGAAGGAGAUAGAGAUUACCGGUUUCCUCCCAUAGAAACCAGGGAAAGCAUUGGUAGACCUCCCCCAAUGGAUGUUAGGGAUGUAAUUGGACGGCCUAUAGAUCCAAGAGAAGGUCCUGGAAGGCCUCCAUUAGAUGGUAGGGAUCAUUUUGGAAGACCUCCUGUUGACAUAAGAGAGAAUCUUGUGAGACCAGGUAUAGAUCAUCUUGGUCGAAGAGACCAUUUUGGCUUUAAUCCAGAGAAGCCUUGGGGGCAUAGAGAUUUUGAUGAGCGAGAGCAUCGAGUAAUACCUGUCUUUGCUGGUCCAAAAGGCUUACAUGAAGAAAGAGGUAGGUUUCGGUCUGGAACCUAUCGAUUUGAUCCUAGAAGUGGUCCUUGGAACAGAGGAUUUGGACAAGAAGUUCACAGAGAUUUUGAUGACCGCAGAAGACCCUGGGAGAGGCAGAGGGAUAGGGAUGACAGAGAUUUUGAUUUCUGCCGAGAAAUUAAUGGAAAUCGUCUUGGACGCGAUAGAAUUCAAAACACCUGGGUCCCUCCUCCUCAUGCUCGGGUUUUUGAUUUUUUUGAAGGGGCCACUUCUCAACGAAAAGGUGAUAAUGUGCCUCAGGUUAAUGGUGAAAAUACUGAGAGACAUGCUCAACCACCACCUUUACCAGUACAGAAUGAUCCUGAACUUUAUGAAAAACUGCCGUCUUCAACUGAAAUAAACAAGGAGAAGAGUGACACAGUUGCUGAUAUAGAAAGUGAACCAGUGGUAGAAAGCACAGAAACUGAGGGGACAUAAUCAUCACUCAGUAGGCAAGAUGAUGAAUGAAGUCCUGGCAGUUCCUGUGUCCCAGGCCUUGUAGAAAUAAAUGAGACGUGCUUCAAGGUUCUAAUGUGCAUCACAUCGGAUCUUGGUUAAGGAAGCGUUUAAAGGAACCCGCCGUUACCUAUUGUGAAAGCUCUGUGCUCUCAGGCAUUGUUUCUGAUUGAAUCCAGAGGUUGCAAGCAUGCCUCCCUGUAUUACCUGUUGGAGCAGGUUUAAUUUUAUAAAUUUUAAACACAAACUCUAUGAGUUUCUAGUUCAUAAUUGUUCUUUUUGAGGAUCCACUCAGAUGAACAGUAUUGCAUCUGUCAGAGAUAUGCACUGCCACGGGACCAGAACUGAUUGGAAUGUAAAUGGCAACCAGCUCCAUCCGUAGCAUCACCCAGUACCAGUGCCAGUGAUGGGAAGGACGGAUGGCAAGGAAACCCUGCAGAGGAAAGAAGUCAAGUUGUGUUGGAACUGCAGAUGACUAGAACCCUAGCUUUAGUAAACCAAGGGUUUUUUUCCCCCUGAACAUAACAUGCAUAGCUCUUGACUGCUGAUGUCAGCCCAUUAGAAUUAGUCAUCUCCUGGAUACUCUCAAACACUGAAAGUCUUAAGCUUUCAUUUAAAAAAAAAAAAUGCAGCUUUGAAAAAAGCCAGGGUUCAAUGUAAUCUUCGGGUAUUUCACUCCCCCCUUUGGUCUCCUGUUAUUACAAACGGCAGGUGCCCAGGGCAGGUGAGAAGCCUGUGGGAGAGGAAGGAAAUGACAAUGAACGGGAAUAUUACAUUGUAUCGUAAACAUACUUUAUAAGUACAUUUCUUAUUCGCUUCUUAUUCAGGCAGAGAUUAUAAAAGUCUGUUGCAAGGAUCCACACCAGGAUUUGUGUUUUGGAAAUAAUCAGUGUUCACAAUACCUGCAGGGAGAAAAAAUUACGAAACUCAAAGAUGAGCACUCUCUACACCGAAAAGAAUAUUUUUAUCAUUCUUUUAAUUGUUUUGGCUCUGUCACAAAUUAAAGUGUUGGAAUGCUGUCAUCUGUGGUCUCUUGAAAUUUAAUCAUGAGAACCUCACAUUUUCACAGUAUGCUGUCACUUGGGACAUUCAUAAUAAAAAUUGAAACUCAUUUUGGUCGCUAGUCCUUUAUUUGGCUU